AAAUCCACAAGUGCAGAGACUAAGCCAAAACCAGCUCCAGUUUCUCCUGCACAGCCAACGCCACCCCCACCUCCAGUGCAACCACCAUCUACAGUAGGAGCUCCCAGAGCACCAAAGAAAGACUUCAUAGCAAAUGUCUAUCAUGAGGACGUUGUUGAACAAGCGAUUGACCAGCAGAAGAAGGCCGAUGGUGACUCAAGAUCAGCGCUCGUCAACACCUCGGAUAAUCGAUCGAUGUGGGCACAGAAUUUGAUGCUAAAAAAGCCCAUAAGAGCACUAGCUAAGGAGUUUGCCGCGAAUAAGAAAAUCAAGCCUGCUGACUACACGACCGAGGCGUAUGAGAAAAAUGAUGCAAAAAAUAGAUACAACGAUAUUAUUUGUAUAGACGCUACCAGAGUAGUGCUCAAAGAUCGACCACCUGAUGAUGACUACAUACAUGCAAGUUGGAUGACAAUGCCAGAUGGACAAAAGUACAUCUGCACUCAGGGACCCUUACAAGAAUACGUGGGCGACUUCUGGCAUAUGAUCACUUCCGAAAAAUGCAGAGUAAUUGUGAUGCUUUGCAACUUCAACGAAGCGAAGGUAAAACGUGCACUGUUCAUCAUCUGGCCUAUUUUGAAUGGCCGCCCGACCAUACGCACACCAUUGAAUCCAGCACCGACUGUAGGAAUGUUAAGAUUAUCACGAAACCUGUCUGCACGCAAUCCGAUUACUGUGCAUUGUUCGGCAGCCAUCGAUUACGCAUCACUGAAGAUUCGGGAGAAGUCGGACGCUUCAAUGGUGGACGUCGUCAGAGACAUGCGAAAUCAACGAUAUCAAGCCAUUCAGUCAGCCAUUCAAUACGUCUUCCUUCACAUCUGCGUACUGGAAAUAUUCGCCAGUGUAAGUUAA
This is a messenger RNA of Cooperia oncophora, 891 nucleotides long. Lineage: Eukaryota; Metazoa; Nematoda; Chromadorea; Rhabditida; Trichostrongylidae. The record is from the annotation of a GenBank genome assembly.